This is a messenger RNA of Prorocentrum cordatum, 561 nucleotides long. The record is from the annotation of a GenBank genome assembly. NCBI's taxonomy places the organism in Eukaryota, Dinophyceae, Prorocentrales, Prorocentraceae.
AUGUCCUGCGUGUCGGUGGCUGGACGACCACCUGUCAUUUCAGUUUCGGCAGGAACCGUCGUGGCCGUGGAGUCGUCGGACUCGAUCUCGAUGACGGCCGUGCGGUCGGGGACCACCGCGUCUGGGGCGACCGCGUCGGGGGCCACCGUGCCAGAGGCCGUGGCCGACUCGACCGGCGUAGACGCAUGGCUUGCACCAGUGGGGCGAGCAAACGCCAUCAACGCAGAGCACGCGGUGGAGUGCGCCAUAGAGCUCUGCCUCGCCAUUGGGUACACCUUGGAGGCGAUGCCCGUCGGCCAGGCCGCGCUGGGCCAGGUGUGCGGGAGGCUGCUGGAGCUCAAGGGGCAGAAGAGGGACAACGGCAAGAGCGCCUACUGCAGGCGGGUGCAGUUCCAGAUAUUGGACCUCCUGGAGACGCGCGCGGCGGGCUGGUCGAAGAAGUCCUUCAAGACGAGCGCGAAGACCAAGGACGAGAUCCGCCAGGAGCAGCAACGAGAGGGCGCGCACGCCUCCUGCGCCGAGCGGGUGAUCGCCGGCCAGCGGCCUGGCUACCUGCCGUGA